AUGGUUCCGAAAGUAAAACCAAAACGAAAUGAUAAUAAUUUGGCACCGCUUAUCCAAUCAAAAAAGUCGUCCCACCUCCUGACCAUCAUCACCAUACUAUUCUCCCAAAGUUCAUCAAAAGCAUGGCGCGGAUUGAAAGAUUGUGGUGGUGCUUCUUUCUCCACUUUUCCAUCUCCGAAAGUCACCGCGUUGCACAUUUGCCGACACCGUUUCCUUCUUCCCCAUCGCUCUCUUAGACCAAGCGGCAAAAGAAGUUCGCUCCGGAAAGCUUACCUGAUUCUCUAGUCAGACAUUAGGAUUUCGUCGCCGGGAAUUACUCAGGAGUGGGCUUUGUUUUGAUGAUCUUUGGAUAUCAGCAAAGCAAUGAGUCGUUUGACAGAACUUCAGAAAAACCCCUCAGCUAGGAGAAAAUUAAGAGAUUUGCAGCAACAAAGUGAUAAUCGUACCUGUGCUGAUUGUGGUGCUCCGGAUCCUAAAUGGGCGUCUGCAAAUAUUGGAGUCUUCCUCUGCUUAAAAUGUUGCAGUGUGCACCGAAGCCUUGGUACCCAUAUCUCAAAGGUUUUAUCAGUGACACUGGAUGACUGGAUGGAGGAAGAGAUUGAUUCAAUGGCUGAAGUUGGAGGAAAUGCAGCUGUUAAUUCAAUUUAUGAGGCUCAUAUACCUGACGGAGUAUCAAAGCCUAAACCGGAUGCCAGUCAUGAUGAGCGUUCAAAAUUCAUAAGAUCUAAGUAUGAGCUCCAAGAUUAUAUGAAACCUGGCUUGCGAAUUACCUCAGGAAAGUCUGCUGUAUCUUCCCAGUUAAGCUUUUCCAAGAGGAUCAUGGAUUCAUUCAGUACCACAAGUGCAUCAUCUACGGAUGGCAUGGUAGAAUUCAUUGGUUUACUGAAGGUGAAGGUUGCGAAGGGUACAAACUUGGCUGUGAGAGAUAUGUUGUCAAGUGAUCCUUAUGUCAUCCUCAAUCUCGGUAAACAGACUGUCCAGACCACUGUAGCUAGGAGCAACCUGAAUCCAGUAUGGGAUGAGGAACUCAUGCUCUCAGUUCCACAAGACUAUGGCACUGUGAAGUUGCAAGUGUUUGACUACGACACUUUCUCUGCUGAUGACAUAAUGGGGGAGGCAGAGAUCGACUUGCAGCCAUUGAUAAACUCGGCAAUGGCGUAUGGUGACCCGGAGAUGUUUGGGAACAUGCAGAUCGGCAAGUGGUUGAAAUCAGCUGACAAUGCUCUCAUAGAGGAUAGCACAGUAAACAUCGUGGAUGGGAAGGUGAAGCAACAAGUGUUUCUCAAGCUCCAGAACGUAGAAUCUGGGGAGUUAGAAGUAGAGUUAGAGUGGUUGUCUCUGGAGCAAUAAAACAUUAAGUACAUGUAUUUACAUUUAUUCACUUUAAUUCUUGAUAAAGAAGAAAGGAACGGAAGGAAGCUGGUGGCGAUCGCCGUUUUGGGUAGUUGAUGAAGCCAUGCGAAGUCUUGGUUGUACUAUUGAAUAGUUUUCCUUUUACCUUCCUUUCCUUUUAGGCUUUUACCCUUUUUUGUUAUCUGUCGGAUUCUUCACCUCCCCCUGCUCUCUCACUCUUGAACAUGUAAUCUUAUUGAGAGCGAAGACGUUCUAUUAAUUAGGGUUUUCUGGAGGAAUGGUUCCUAGUCUUUCCUAGUAUGAAUCCAUGAAGUUAGUUGUAAAAUGUUAGAAACACGUUAUUAUCAUAAUAGUUAGACAAAUUAGGGUGGGCAACGGGACGGG
This is a messenger RNA of Linum tenue, 1737 nucleotides long. The record is from the annotation of a GenBank genome assembly. NCBI's taxonomy places the organism in Eukaryota, Viridiplantae, Streptophyta, Magnoliopsida, Malpighiales, Linaceae.